This is a messenger RNA of Parastagonospora nodorum SN15, 1437 nucleotides long. RefSeq lists its product as hypothetical. The record is from RefSeq and is a predicted model, not a curated record. The transcript has 3 exons. NCBI's taxonomy places the organism in Eukaryota, Fungi, Ascomycota, Dothideomycetes, Pleosporales, Phaeosphaeriaceae. Gene Ontology annotation, molecular function: transmembrane transporter activity. Gene Ontology annotation, biological process: transmembrane transport. Gene Ontology annotation, cellular component: membrane. Bases 1 to 1437 code for a protein of 478 amino acids.
AUGGCCACCGAAGAGCACCCAGAUUUCGUUACGUCAAAAGAGGUUCAAGAUAUAUCGAACACCAAAGUCAGUUCGAGCUUGGCCUCAGAAGCGAACCUUAAAAAAGCACACCGGAAAGUCGACCAGCGUCUGCUCUGCUGGUAUGCAUUCGUCUACCUCAUCAUGCGUAUCCACGUCAGCAACAUCUCAAACACAGCCAUCAUGAACCUCGAACAAGGAGCGGGGAUCAAGAAGCAACUAGGCAACCUCUCUUCUGGUCAAUGGGCAUGGGCCCUGAGCAUCUUCUACUACCCAUACAUGUUCCUGGAGCCUCUUGCCACUCUGAUGUUGAAGCAUUUCAGUCCAAAUGUGUGGAUGAGCCGGAUCAUGAUGACUUGGGGUAUCAUAUCGAUGUGCCAGGGUGCGACACAGAACUAUGCGGGUAUCCUCGUUUGUCGAUUCUUCCUCGGUGCUGCAGAAGCUGGAUUUUAUCCGGGCGUCCUCUAUCACUUUUCUUUCUGGUAUUCGACCGAGCGAUUACCGCUUCGAAUUGCGUUCUUCUAUGCCUGCGGAAUGUUCUCAGGGACUAUCAGUGGACUUCUGGCGUAUGCGAUCAGUCACAUGAAUGGUGUCGCGGGCCUUGCAGGAUGGCGUUGGCUCUUCAUCUUGGAAGGCAUUCCUGCCAUAUUCUGCUCAAUUUACACCUUCUUCUACUUGCCGAACUAUCCUCAGACCGUCAACUUCUUGUCAGAGGAUGAGAGGGAAGCUAUCAUUGCCGAUUUGCCAAAGCAGGCACCCACCAUGGGCGCAAAGACAUUCGAUUUCGAGCAGAUCAAGUCGCUGUUCAAGAGCCCUACCUUUGUUCCAUUCCUGAUGAUCUGGAUCACACACGGCAUUGGUGGCUGGGGCAUCUCGUUCGUGUUGCCGACCGUCAUCUAUGAGCUGGGCAUCUCAAACACUGCGAUAUCGCAGGUCAUGACCAUGCCUCCAUUCACGAUGGUGUUCGUGAUCCUUUGCGGUCUAGCGUUCUUCAUACAUACCAAACGACUCAAUCCAUGGGUUGCUGGUCUUGGCGUUGAAGUUGUCCAAGUCAUUUGCUACAUCCUGCUCAUCACUGUCAAGCAGCCAAUUGCAAAGUACAUCUUCGUCAUGAUCGCAACUGCUGCUUCUCAAUCGUUCUUCGCCAUCAUAUGGCCCGAGCGCAUCCGCGCCGCAAGAGGCACAACGACUGCUGGCCUCGCUAUCGGCAUCACCAAUGCUAGCUGCCAAUUGAUGGGAAUUGUUGGACCGCAAAUCUACCAGCCCAAGUUCGGUCCAACCUAUCGGGUUAGCUACGUAUGCUCCAUCGCAUUGCUCUCAACAUGCUUGGGAGCCGUGCUGACAAGCUGGUUUUUCGUGACGAAAGAUGACAAGCGAAGAGCGAAAGAAGAUGCCCAGAGUCGACAAAUCACGGCUUGA